This is a messenger RNA of Coffea eugenioides, 564 nucleotides long. RefSeq lists its product as uncharacterized. The coding region runs from base 1 to 564 and encodes 187 amino acids. The record is from RefSeq and is a predicted model, not a curated record. Lineage: Eukaryota; Viridiplantae; Streptophyta; Magnoliopsida; Gentianales; Rubiaceae. The transcript has a single exon.
AUGUCUUCCUUGAAGCUGCUUAUGGAGACGUUGGCAAGGUAUGAAGGUGUCUCAGGACAAAGUAUAAAUGCUGCAAAGAGUGGUUUUAUGGUUCACUCGACGUUGUCUCGGGGCAGGAGGGCUAUAAUCCAGCGUAUUACGGGAUUCUCACAAAAGGAGUUCCCGGUACGCUACCUUGGUUGUCCGCUAUUUGUGGGGCGGCAGAAGAAGGCCUUCUUUCAGGAUUUGAGCAAUGUGGUGUACUCUAAGAUCAGUUCAUGGAAGAAUCGGCUAUUGUCUCCAGGAGGUAAGGUUGUUCUUAUUAAACAUGUGUUGUCCUUGAUCCCUCUUCACUUAUUGGCUAUGGUUCAUACCCCGAAGUCGACUUUGGUUACAAUUGAGAGGCUCUUUGUUAACUUCCUUUGGGGAUCCGUUGAAGGUAUAGCCAAACACCACUGGAUUUGCUGGAGAGAUCUUUGCGCUGCUAAGGAGAAGGGUGAGGUGGGUUUUCGGUCCUUGUCCGAUGUUGUUAAGGCUUUCUCCGUGAAGUUGUGGUGGAGGUUUCGACAGAAGUCAUCUCUGUAG